Messenger RNA from Zygotorulaspora mrakii, 306 nucleotides. RefSeq lists its product as uncharacterized. Lineage: Eukaryota; Fungi; Ascomycota; Saccharomycetes; Saccharomycetales; Saccharomycetaceae. The transcript has a single exon. Bases 1 to 306 code for a protein of 101 amino acids. The record is from RefSeq and is a predicted model, not a curated record.
AUGAGCAACUUAUUGCCAACCAACGAAACGGAAUCCUCGCAAAUAAGCGAGCACGCAACUGAAGAUGACAAGAGACAGCAAGAUCUGAGCUACGAUAGCAGGAAUCUGUCCACAAAAUCGCUUGGAGUCCCUGAAGCAGACGCAUCUCUCACAAGCAUGAUAAAGAGUUCUCAAAGCCUACAGCAGGAGAUCAAUGGAAUAUUUGCUCAACUGAAUGAUUUAAAUCGUCAAGUAAGAAUAGAUAUUGAUGACUUUUGCAAUAUUGGCAUGCGCAACAGUACAACACUAAAUAAUGUGCAAAAUUAA